AUGAUGGAGGAGCCGCCUGGGACAUUGCCGUCGAUGGCGCUUAUGAUUCAAGGGGCCAUAGUGAGAACUCUGCAAGGUUUUAGCGGUGGACCUCAAGACCAGACUCUGCAUUUACUCGAAAGUAGUGAAUCGUUUCGAGACAGGUCAAAUCAGUCAGAGAAUGGAAAAAGAAAGCUUCCGCAGGAUGCUGCGGUGGUUGCAUUCGAGAGCACUCUACCCCAUCCGGUCGAGUUCGGUGAGAAGAUCGAAUGGAAGUUGGAUAGAUGGCAUCUGGCCAGAUAUCUAGACAAAAACCUUCGCGCGGCCGCAAAGAAAAAAGAUUACGCGGUAAUCAAAAGCUGGAUAAAGCCUAUAAAGAAGCACCUAUAUUUUGCAAUAGAACAAGGUGCACUGGCCAAUGACAGCAGACCGGCAGCGACCUACUCCAUCUAUGCGCACAUGUCCACCAUGCAUUUGAAUGCACUCACACAGGCAGAGCUGAGUGGAGAAAGGGUGCUCGAAAGAGUUGACGAAGUCCGCCGCAAAUGCAAUGGAGGGGAGACGACACAGCUCAAGCACAAGAGCGCUGUAGAACAAUUUGGCGAAAGUAAAUCGUUGCGGCCUUCAUCAUUCGCCGUUCGCAGAUACGGAUCAGAGUUUCUCAAACGGCGCCGAGAUAUAGCGACAACUUCACAAAUGCUGUUUGGUUCACAUCAUUCCGUAAGCUUUGAGAUAGUAGCUAGCGAUGAUCAACGGCUUCUUGUCAGUCGCUUAUCUAUGAUACCACGAUUGAGCUCAAAGGAUAUGCGAGUUGCAGCAGAUUCGCUAGAAUCAUCGGAUUUGGAAUCACACUAUAUCGCCGUGCGAUCCAUGGAUAGUAUAAACGGACUUCACCAAAAGCACGGUUGUAUCUUAUCAACAUCUCCUCCUGAAGCAUUUAAACGAAUUCGAAAUGCUAGUUUACAACUUGACGAUGAAACAAAUGAGGAAGCUCGACUGUUCUCGCCUUUUACUGCGUUUCGUCUCUCACGCGAUCGUCGCUUACAAAUGUCUCACAAAACAAAUCUUUGCGAACAAUGUAGCGUUUUGUCAAAUGUAAUCUCAACCGUUCUGAUGCAUCAUAUGUCGUGGGUGGUAAGCGUUGCACCACCAUUACAUGCUCCAACUCAUAUUCAAGAGAGAAAUCCGCUUGUUGGAUCGAAUCACAACGAUGAAGCCCAUUGUAUGCCAUACAACGCACAAAUCGCCCAGUAUCUAGAGAUCAAUACUAGCGCGUGA
This is a messenger RNA of Cylicocyclus nassatus, 1257 nucleotides long. The record is from the annotation of a GenBank genome assembly. Lineage: Eukaryota; Metazoa; Nematoda; Chromadorea; Rhabditida; Strongylidae.